Molecule: messenger RNA, 1026 nt
Organism: Capsaspora owczarzaki ATCC 30864
Lineage: Eukaryota; Filasterea; Ministeriida; Capsasporidae
Exons: 4
Source: RefSeq, a predicted model, not a curated record
AUGCGAGUCUUGCGGUGGUAUUGGAUCCAACUGCUGGUGCUUGCAGCCAUUGCAGCUGCUGUGCCGUUCGCGCAAGGACAACAAGAGCCUUGCAGCAUUACCGUCUCCGACGUGACUGCGCUCUACAACGAGCUUGGCUCCCCAAGCACGAGUACAGUUGUGUGCAUUAUGCCCGGAACCUACGCCUUCCCCAAUCAGCGAACAAUCAACCGAUCGGUUUCGUUUCGAGGUCUGGGCACCCGCCCGGAAGAUGUAGUCAUCUCCAAUCAAUACGGCUCUCAGAUUGUGUUUUACGUCACGAAUGGCGCGGGCCUCAGCGUGAAUUUUGAGAAUCUCAAAGUUACUCAAGGCUCGGGAGCCAUUUACCUGAAUACCGGCGUCAGUUCGGUCCUCAAGAACGUCAUUCUGGACGGCUGCACCUCGACGACGCAGUCCCAAGCUGCCGGUCUCCACCUCUUCGGCAGCAACAAUGUUGUGAUGACAGAUUCGGUCAUUUCCAACAAUCAAGUUUGGGAUUAUGGUGCCGGCAUGCGUAUCGGGUCGUUCUCGAACGUCCAACUCCAAAACGUUGCGUUCUCGAACAACGCGGGCGCUAUGUAUGGCUCAACCAAUUAUGGUGGUGCCAUCGCCAUUGACACUGUGACCACUGUUACUGUCACUUCAUGCACAUUUACAAACAACCGAGCCUAUUCCGGAGGCGCGAUCGGCGUCAAGGCUGGAGUCUCAAACUCGCUGUCCAUCUCCAAGUCCACGUUUACCGGAAACACUUGUGCGGGCUCUGGCUGGGGCCAUGCCCUCAGUCUCGGAACUACAUCGAAUUCUCGUACAGCAAUCUACAAGAGCACGUUCAAUGGCAACUAUGUCGCAGGCACCGCAGCCAGCUCUAGCAUCUAUACUGCGUCCGGUGCAACCACUACUUUGCUCAUCUACAACAUGAUCACUGCCAGCCAAGUGUCGUCAAACGGGUUUGCCAAUUCGGACGUUGGCUUCGGAGGCAGCGCUACAGUUAUUGCGACCAACGCCGAU